AUGAGUGUGAGUUAGCACAGAAGCGAGCAACUCCUCUCCCCAAUUUCCCAUGAAGCUACUUCCUCUCAAAAUCUGGUGAUUGAUCGGUCACGACAAAUUCAUUCAACUGCAUCAGCAUAAAAGGGGGAUAAUUUCAGACGCAAUUCGGCUUGGUAGAGAUGGCGUCAAUUUCCUGCAUCGCCUCCUCCAUUUCCGCAGCUACUUCGCAAUCGACUACACCUCUAUUUUCCCCCUUUUCCGCCAACCCCCAUUUCGUUGGCUUCUCUUACCGCCGAUCACACAGGGUUGGUAUAAGGUGCAGUUACUCUGGCUCUGGCAUUAGAGAGGAUUCGAAUGUCGGUACUAUUGAUGUUGUUGCUGAUGUUAAGACUGAGCGAGUUGUAGUUUUAGGUGGCAGUGGCUUUGUGGGUUCAGCAAUAUGCAAAGCUGCAGUAUCAAAGGGUAUCGAGGUCAUUAGUCUUAGCAGGUCAGGCCGACCAUCUUACUCGGAUGCAUGGGUAGAUCAGGUCACUUGGCUGACAGGAGAUGUUUUUUAUGCAAAUUGGGAUGAAGUGCUUCCAGGUGCUACUACAGUUGUUUCAACACUUGGAGGUUUUGGCAGCGAGGAACAGAUGCAAAGGAUCAACGGCGAGGCUAAUAUAGUAGCAGUAAAUGCUGCUAAAGAGUUUGGUAUUCCCAAGUUCAUAUUGAUCUCGGUUCAUGAUUACAAUUUGCCAUCCUUUCUACUAUCGAACGGUUACUUCACUGGGAAAAGGAAAGCUGAAUCCGAGGUUCUGUCCAAGUAUCCAGCUUCAGGCGUUGUUUUCAGACCGGGGUUCAUAUAUGGGAAACGAAAGGUCGAUGGUCUCGAGAUUCCCCUGGACUUAGUUGGGGAGCCAGUGGAGAAACUUCUCAACGCUGUACAGAAUUUUACCAGACCUUUGAACUCUCUGCCUGCCUCUGAUCUACUGUUGGCUCCCCCUGUCAGUGUAGACGACGUUGCGUUCGCGGUAGUAAAUGCCGUCUCUGAUGAUGAUUUCUUCGGCGUUUUCACCAUCGAGCAAAUCAAGGAAGCUGCAGCAGCAGCAAAGGUCUGAAAUGUUUUUUGUAGAAACCUUGCAAGACUUGAGGUCUUGUACAUUGCAUCAUGCAAUAAACUCAACUUAAGAAUGAUAGCUGUGAUGACUGAUGUAUUAAGGUUUCGCUAAGAAUUUAGCAAUCAAUCCAUAGCUAGAAUUUUCUGAUUCA
Molecule: messenger RNA, 1227 nt
Organism: Salvia hispanica
Lineage: Eukaryota; Viridiplantae; Streptophyta; Magnoliopsida; Lamiales; Lamiaceae
Product: NAD(P)-binding Rossmann-fold superfamily protein
Cellular component (GO): mitochondrion
Molecular function (GO): protein-containing complex binding
Source: RefSeq, a predicted model, not a curated record